AUGGCCGAAUACGUUCUCUACAACUACACGCCGUCUUUGGCAGUCGCUGUGAUUGCGCUUCUAUUGUUUCUCGCAGCGACCAUCGCACAUAUCUUCCUUGCUAUCAAGCAUCGCCUCAAGUUCCUUAUUGCAUUUAUUAUUGGUGGCUUUUUUGAAACCAUUGGUUAUGCCGCUCGAGCAGUGAAUGCUCACCAAGCGCCAAACUACGGGACCAUGCCAUACGCCAUGCAGAGUGUUUUCAUUUUACUCGCACCGUCACUGUUUGCAGCAUCAAUCUACAUGGUCCUUGGUCGCCUUAUACGUCGAGUUGACGGAGAUUCGAGAUCUCUCAUCAAGUCUACGAAAUUGACGAAGAUAUUUGUUGUUGGAGACGUUCUGGCGUUUCUGGUUCAAAGUGGAGGUAUGUACCAUCACGAUUCUGAUCUCAUGUCAAGGAUUGUUGUUAAUCAAAGAUACGUAGGCGGUGCCAUUCUUACCGGCGCGAAAUCAGCAAGCAAGAUGAAACUUGGAGAAAACGUUAUCAUCGUCGGUCUUUUCGUCCAGAUCAUUUUCUUUGGAUUCUUCGUCAUUGUUUCGGUCAUUUUUCACAAAAGAAUUGUCGCCAAUCCUACUACGGAGUCGGUUACAUGCACUGUCAACUGGAAGCGGUACCUUUUCAUCCUUUACUUUGCCAGUGCUAUGAUAAUGAUUCGCUGUAUCUACCGCGUGGUCGAGUAUAUUCAAGGGCAAACCGGCGUACUCCAGAGUCAUGAGUACUAUGCAUACAUGUUUGACGCCUUCUUGAUGUUACAAGUCAUGGUCGUCUUUGUGAUCUUUCACCCUAGCCAGGUUUUGUCACGAGAUACGCCAAAGGUAGACGACACUGAGCUGAUUUAUCAGCGACUGAAUGAGUGA
Molecule: messenger RNA, 894 nt
Organism: Penicillium cataractarum
Lineage: Eukaryota; Fungi; Ascomycota; Eurotiomycetes; Eurotiales; Aspergillaceae
Product: RTA1 domain-containing protein
Exons: 1
Coding region: 1-894 (297 amino acids)
Cellular component (GO): membrane
Source: RefSeq, a predicted model, not a curated record